Molecule: messenger RNA, 4235 nt
Organism: Conger conger (European conger)
Lineage: Eukaryota; Metazoa; Chordata; Actinopteri; Anguilliformes; Congridae
Gene: golm2
Product: golgi membrane protein 2
Exons: 10
Coding region: 1019-2500 (493 amino acids)
Source: RefSeq, a predicted model, not a curated record
GUCUGAUGGAAAUCUAUGGUUCAAGAUCUCAACGGCGUCUUGUGCACUCCUCUUAUAAUCACUCCUCUUAGCUAGGUAGUCAGUUUGCUAAACCUGCGGAAGAAAUACGUUGACAUCAGACUCUAAAACUUGCAUGACGGAGAUGUGAUCUUACUAUUAUUUUUGUUAUGGGUGGUUUAACCGUCAACUACCAUAAUAUGUCAGUGGCAAGCCAUAGCUAACAUAUUUAGCUGCCUUUAUCUGAGACGCUAGUUAAUAAUAGUAGCUACAGGCAGAAUUUGUGCGUUCUAUUAGAAGUGUACUUUCGGUUUGGCGUCAAAGCCGGGAAACGCGGUGGUCGCAUAUGACAUACCAUGCAAAAAUCUAUAAAACAGUUAGCUAGCACUGAAUGUCACUUUGUUAUGCAUGACUCUUGGUAGGUGGAUUACGUUAGCAAAGGUUGAGGCGUAGAUCCUGGCUAGCUAGCUAACGUUAGAUUAUAUGAAUUAAUUCGGAAUAGCAGGUCGGACACUAUUUGAUGCGGGCUGUUUUUUCUCGUGUUAUGAAUAUCUCAUUUUUUGCUUUUGUAUGGAGUAUGGUUGCUUUCUCAAACUACAUUGACGUUAGCACUGUUAACUGCGGGUCCAUCAUCACAUAGUUACUGCGUUUCUAGUAAUCGCCCGGACAACUGAAGAUCAGCUAAAUUACGAUUUGUACACAAAGGAGCAUUUGUUUCUUCUGGAAUCCGGUUAAUACUACUACUACUGUUUGGACACGUAUGUUGGUAGUACUGUAUUUUUUUUUUGACUGACAGCGUCGGAUGAAUGUCAACGAGUUUUUGUGAUAGCCAAUUGCGGAAGCAGAGGAAAGAAACGUUUAACAGUUCAGACGCACUGACGCUAUCCCAUGCAUAGCCAGGUGUGCAAAUUCGGGAUAAUGAUACUUGAUAUCUAGUUAAUUAUCAAAGAACAGUGUUACGUUGAACACAGUUUUUGAACAGACAAGGCUGCUAUUGUAAAAAAAAAAAAAGCAUUUCGAAAUGGUGGGAUUCGGAGCAAAUCGAAGAGGAGGUCGUCUUCCGUCCAUCGUCCUGAUCGCAUUGAUGGUGGUUAUCCUUAUCAUGUCGUUCAACUACUGGACAGUGUCCAACAAGCAAAGCCGCCUCCUGGACGAGAUGGCGGAGGUGCAGACGCAGGUGAAGCGCACGGAUGCAGCUCGCAGCCGUCUGGAGAAGCGCAACUCGGAGCUGAUGGUGCAGGUGGACACGCAUCGGAAGCAAAUCGAUCAGAAGGAGAGCGCGUUCAACGCGCUGGACAGCAAGCUGCAUUUUUGCGAUACGCAGCUCAAAAAGUGUACGGAUGAUAAGGUGAAGCAACAGAGCGAUGCCUCCUCGCAGUUGUCGGAGAUGCAGAGGCUGAAUGAGCAAAUGAAGGAUCUGCGACAGGAGUUCCUGAAACAGGAGGAGCAGCUGAGGGAGGUGAGGAAGAACAGCACCUACCUGGAGAGGAAACUGGAGUACGAGAGCUUGCAAUGCGGACGUCAGAUCGCCCAGCUCAAGGAGGACUACGACGACGAGAAGAAGAAACUGGAAACGGAGGCAGCCAAGCUGAAACAGAGUCUGCUGGAGAGCCGGGCCGUGGCUGCGGCCGCCGUGAGCCGCGCGGAGAAGGCCGCGGGGGCGGAGAAGACCGCCGAGCGCCACACCGAGUCCUCCAAGCGCCGCGACAGCCCCGAGCAGAAGGUUGCCGUUGCCAAACUCGCCAGUGAUGCAGGCAUGCCUGGCAUCGAGGACAGUGAGGUGGGGAAACCAGACGAAGUACAAUUCGCUCUGAAAAAGCCCGCGAUCACCCAGAAGCAAGCGGGCCACGGGGGAGACGGCGAGGUGAAGGAGGAGCGGGCGGGGGCGGGGGCGGGGGCAGGGGCCGGGCCGGGGCCUGACCUCCAGAAGGACACGAUGCCGUUGCCGGGCGUGCCGUUGCCGGGCGUGGCGCAGUUGGGGGCGAUGAACGGCGCGUUGCAGCAGCGCGUGCAGCAGCCCCCGCCACCCGCCGUGGGCGACCGGCCGGUGCUCUUCGACGAGGACAACAAGGCCGCGGUGCGAGCGGACGAGGUGGGGGAGAACCGGAGGCCCCUCAGGGGAGGGAAAGCAGACGGUUUGGACAUGAAGGGCGUGGUCCUGCCACCGCCCCCCAACCCGGCCCAGGUCCUGCCCAAUCCUAUGGAGCAGCAGCGCGCCCGAGACGCCCCGCCCGCUCAGCUGCCCCGCCACCGGCAGAGCCGGUUCUUUGACGAGAACGAGUCCCCCGUAGAUCCGCAGCACGGCUCUAAGCUGGCGGACUACAAUGGGGACGACGGGAACGUGGGUGAGUACGAGGCGGACAAGCAGGCCGAGCUGGCCUACAAUGAGGAAGAAGAUGGUGAUGGUGGGGAAGAAGACGUCCAAGAUGAUGAAGACCGUGAACUUCAGGGAGAUCGUCCUGUGGACUACGGAAAGCGACACCAAGCCAUCGACAUCCUGUGAACUGCAGAAACAUCAACAAAUUUCUCACAGCACUACAAGGUUCACAAAUAAUCGGAACAGAAGGACCAAUUUGUGAAAGAAAUUGGUUUUUUUGGGGCCUUCUGGACCAUCUGGGCUUUGGACGCCAUCCAGCUGACUUUAAAACUUUUUAUUUGCAAGUGGUCAGUAGAAUAAUUUUGAAGUACUCCGUGGGUGGUUCUAAGGAAAGAGGGUUAUAAGGGUUAGAUUAAGAUUCCACGCAAUAGCUGUGCGGACCCAUUUAUGUCCUAGUUUCUAGGGAGAUGAAGUAUAUCUCAGUGCAUCUGUCUGCCACAGCUCAAGUGAUGUCUGCAAUUGUGUGAGGAUAAAUUAUUUCCAAUAAAUUUUUUUCAAAAAUAGAGUUAGAAUUUCAUCAAUUAAUUAAUCAAUUUUUUUUUAAUAAAUUAAAAUUUGACUGUAAUCAAUUGAAAAAUGAAGUCUAUGUAACAUAAAAAGCAAUUGUAUAUUGGUUUGUUUUUUUCUUUUUUAUGGAUUCUUUUUGCAGUUCUGGUUGUUUUGUAAAACAAUGGUUAAAUAAAAAGAAAAAACAGCAGCCAGUGUAGGUUUGGGAGGAGAGGUUAUGGACCUAUGAGCCCCACUGUCCCAUUGGAGACCGAGCACCACUGUUAUCCUGGGCCUGGACUCUUCUGGAUACUGACCCAGAUGGGCUGACUUCAUCAGUGAUUGAUGGGAACAAUUUUCCUGGAAUAUCAUACUUUUUCUAACCUGGGGUCUUCCUGCUUUUUCUGUCCAUUCUUUCUAGCCAUUUGAUAAAUUAUUUUUUUCCCUUUGCAAGCGAAUUAUGGUUGUCCGUCUCUAUCUCUUUCCCUGUGUCUGUCUGUCUGUCUGUCUGUCUCUGCAGUUACAAAGCAGAGGACAUACCUGCCUGUGAACAGCUAAAGCCAAGGACUUUCCUCUCUGCCCUUUAAACCCUUUUUUUUUCUGUCAGUUCGUGAUUACGGGAGUAAAUAGACGCGUCGGACAUCUCCUCUCAGAAGGACGCUGCUGCUGCAUGCGUUAAAUAGCAAAUUUGAUUGCAAACCUCAAGGCAACUGUUGAGGUGAAGUCUGUGUAUGGAAGAAAAACUCUGGUCAUCUGGGCAUCUGUUCUCUGAUGAACAACUUUAAAGGCAUUCAGUAACGUACCUAGAUGAGAAACUUUCCAUCUGUUGAGCUUCAGGAACUUCACUGUUCUUCCCAUUGUCUUGGAUAAUGGAUAAUGUGUCCUAAAAUGGCUGUGGUUUCAGUUUUCCAUGUUUCAAUGUUUUAGGAAAAAGUGUACAGAAGGUUGAUGGUUGGCAUAUUGAAUGUACCCUGGUAUUAUUUGAUACCCUGGUAUUAACUUUUUCAAAGAUGUAAAAUAAUGUUGGGGAAAGGUAUUUUGGGUGACCAAGACAGCUGUGAAAAUGCUAUAAAUUCUGGCAUACUAUCAAAUUUAGUCAAAGGACUACAGUCUUGCCUAUGGAUUAAAAACCUGCUACAGUUUAGAGGACGGUUCAUUGCCCUCCACAGUACAGAAAGGACAGUGUGAAGUCUGCAAAUAUGUCAGCAGCACUAUUUCAGUAGACAUCAGCUGUCCAGACCUGAACAAUUUAUGCAUACACCAAUAAUAUUUUUGUCACAAUGAUUGUUCCUCAUAAUCAUAAAAUAAAUGAGAAUUAUCUCUAUAUGGCCUGAAUGCAAUGUAAUCGUAAUUUAUUAAAGGAAGGAAUUUGGUG